Messenger RNA from Fusarium pseudograminearum CS3096, 252 nucleotides. RefSeq lists its product as uncharacterized. The transcript has a single exon. The record is from RefSeq and is a predicted model, not a curated record. Bases 1 to 252 code for a protein of 83 amino acids. NCBI's taxonomy places the organism in Eukaryota, Fungi, Ascomycota, Sordariomycetes, Hypocreales, Nectriaceae.
AUGUCUUCGACCCAAGGCUCCAACGAAAGCAACAGGACCCCUGAACCGUCAUCGUUCUUUGGCGGGUCUUCUUCGGCUGGUAGUCCAUCCCGUCCGGUAAAGAGAGCUAGACGCGACUCCACAGCAGACGUUGUUGGAGAAGAUGAGAUGGACACUGCUCAAGUUUUCACAAGUGAGCAGGACGCCGUGUUCUAUAUCUAUCAGAUGCUUAAGUCGCACAAGGCCAUUAAGAUUAUGGCUGUACGUGAAUAA